Schistosoma turkestanicum is the source of this 1782-nucleotide messenger RNA. Lineage: Eukaryota; Metazoa; Platyhelminthes; Trematoda; Strigeidida; Schistosomatidae. The record is from the annotation of a GenBank genome assembly.
CAGAGUCGUUGUAUAUCCAUAUUUAUGGACAAGCAGAAACAAAAUCCUAGUGGAUUCGCUCUAGGCAGCAUUGAAGGGCGUGUCGGUAUACAGUAUUUAAACCCAACUACGCCUAAAGAUAACUUCACUUUUAAAUGUCAUCGUUCCAAUGCGCCGAUCAAUGGUUACCAUGAGAUUUUUGCAGUAAAUGAUAUGGCUUUCCAUCCAGUGCAUGGCACAUUAGCCACAGUAGGAUCCGAUGGAUUUUAUUCGUUUUGGGAUAAAGAUGCUAGAACCAAAUUACAUUCUUCAGAUUCUCCGGAUCAGCCGCUCACCUGUUGUGUAUUUGACCCUAAAGGUCAAGUAUUCUGUUAUGCAACAGGUUAUGACUGGUCUAAAGGAUAUCAAUUUUACGAUCCAUCUAAACCCGUCAAGAUAAUGAUGCGCUUGUGUAUGGAAGAAAUGACUCCUGGUAGAAAACCGUAAUUUAAAAGAGAUUGAACAAUAUGAUUGUUUUCCAUGUAUAUUCUAAUAUACUCAGAUAAGUUCGUCUGUCACGCAUCAAUCUACAAUUUCAAACUGUAUUUUUAUAAAAUAUUGGCAAGUAUUUUUUUUACUAAAUCUUGUUCUUUUACAUUUGAGUCUAUAUGUAGAGAAUACAGUUCAUGAUUUUUAUUUUCGGGCAUUGUUAUGCAUACGAUUAUUUGAUCUCAGAAGUAUUAGAUCUGAUCCCGAAUAAUCCAGUCACUCAACAGAUCACAUUCUGUAGAACACUUCUGCUAGAACAGUUAUACAUAGCUAUGGUUUCUACACCGUAUGUUGAUCUGUGUUAUAAUUUUGAUGAUAUCCUAUAACAGGAAGUCAGGAAAGUAAGAAGUAUUGUUUAUAAGCCAUGGUCAUUCGAAAGUAUGUUUUAAGAUGUAAUAACCGAAUAAUUCAUUGAUACAUUUCAUUUUCUUGAAUUGUUUCCUCAGGUCAAAAAUAUAUCAUUGUUUCUUGAAAUAUUUCCUAUUUAACUUUCUAAGAAAGAGAUCAAGUUAAGCAUGUUUUGUGAUUAAUCAUACAAUUGGAUUUUAAGGGUAGAGUAUUCAGUUAAUCAAUAGAAAGCUGAUAUGCUUGCAGUUAUUACAAGUUCACCCUACUCGGUAAACGGACGAAGAUCAACGAUGCAGUCACACGAUAGGCUGUUCUAAUCCAACCGUCCCCGGGCCCUGCUAACUAACAAGCGCACAAUUCAAGCUUAUUUAUGCAAUGAUAAACCACCCUUGGUGAGAGCCACAAAAUAGCAUACUAAGAUAAUCCAUCAGCCAACGGUUGUCAAGGGUUUUCCGAGUGAGAAAUAUGAGUUGAAGGUUAACUAAGCGUUCUUGGCGCUAGAACAUAAAAAUUCAAAAUUUCAGAAUAAAAUGUCAAAAUUGGGACCUUUUCCAAGUGAGUUCUGGGGAUCUAACGUCCCCUACAAAAAUGAUGUACAACUUAGUAACAUAAUGAGAAAUGUUUAACCACUAAUUACAAUUGUUUCACUAACCAUAACCAAAAAAUUCAUGAUUUGACAGUCAACACUUCUCAGACUUUUAGAGUAUCUAUAAAACCUCUAUAAUAAAAUAUUGGCUUGAUUUCAUUGAUAAGCAGAUCUAGACUUAAUUUGUGUGAUCCCGGCACAUCAGCCACAUGCUUUUUUGAUCGAAAUCAGUCUAAAGAACAAAGUAACUUCAUAGACAGAAUGGGACAGCACUUGUGUAGAUCUUUGGAAUGAAAUUGUUGUUUAUAUGUCAUUCAAACUUUCAUGAACUUUAAAACGAU